Messenger RNA from Centropristis striata (black sea bass), 4453 nucleotides. RefSeq lists its product as uncharacterized. The transcript is spliced from 30 exons. NCBI's taxonomy places the organism in Eukaryota, Metazoa, Chordata, Actinopteri, Perciformes, Serranidae. The record is from RefSeq and is a predicted model, not a curated record. The coding region runs from base 246 to 4343 and encodes 1365 amino acids.
GACCACUCCCUGCUUUCUACACCAUUAACUCUCUGCUACAGCCUCAGCUACGUCUGUGCUCAUCUUCCCCAAAAUGCAGUUUUUUCUGCUGCCUCUAGAGUUCAUAACAUCGUCAGCUUAAGUGCAGAAUAACACACUGCAUGUAAUCAUUGUCAAGGAGGUGUUUUUAGUAGAAACAGACAGCUCUCUGCAGCCAGACAGCAGCCUCAUCAGUGUUUUACUCCAUCAAAACCUUAAAAAAAAGUAUGGACAAGGACAAAAAGAUGAUGGUAUUCUAUCUGUUUCUGGCAGCUUUAAGCAGCCCUGUGGUUACUGAAGAAUGGAAGGCCAGUGUAAUAAAAGAACUAGAAGCCCUGGUCACUUCCUGUGUUGUGGUUCCCUGCUCAUUCUCUCAUCCUGGGGGUCCUCUGCCCACCUCCAGACUCAGAGGCAUCUGGCAUCUUAAAAGUGGUCGAGAUCAACUCGUCUAUUAUGAGGACCAGACACGGAUCUUGGAGAACUUCAGGGGCCGCACAAAGUUGUUGGGACAUCUGGGUCAGAGCAACUGCACCUUAGAAAUAACUAAAGUUAGAGAUCAUGACAACGGCCCUUUCUGUUUCCGGAUUGAAUUAGCAAAAUCGACUGAUCCAUCCACCCCUGACAAGUUCUCCUUUGUGGAGGAUUGUGUUGACCUCAGAAUGCUCCCUGAACCUCCAAAACCGACACUGUCUCACUCAAAGACGGCCACUGAAGGACGUCCCUUCACCAUCACCUGUUCAGUCACCCACACCUGCCCGAGCCAUGCACCUCGUCUCAAAUGGAGCAGGGCCGACCCUGAUGCAGUGCAUGAGGUGCACAAAAAAAGUCGCUUUGGCUACUGGGAGGCAGAGAGCAUCCUGACCAUCACUCCUGAGGAAAAGGACGACCACACUGACAUCACCUGCACUGCAGAAUUUAAUGGAGGCAGUGAAUCCUCUGCAUUAAUGACCCUCUACGUGAAACGUUCUGUAAACUACAACCACAUCAUCAUUCCCACAGUGGUGGCCAUUGGUACAGCUGCCAUCUUUGCAGGCUUCUGCAUUUUUAUGUUGAAAAGAUACAAGAACCGCAUUGCUGAGCUUCAGAGUAGGGACGGCAGCGUGUGGAACCGGAUGUCCAGACUUUCACGCAGGAUUCGUUCUGACGGUCCAGGACCAUCUCGUUCCGAUCAAAGAAGGUCUAUUUGGAGCAGAUUUUCAAGGGUGUGUUGUACCAUUUACAAGAUGUCUGGGUCCAGCCAUUUGCUCCUGAGCUUCUGUAUUCUAGGAUCCUUAUUCGGCUGUGCCCGGGCUUGGUAUGUAUGGAUGCCAAACCAUAUCAAAGGCUUGCUGGGUUCCUGCCUUGUCAUCCCUUGCAGGUUUGACUACUAUCGGUAUCCACCGAAGAGACCAGAUCGUGUGGUUUGGUAUCAGUACGUGUCUCGUGGUUAUCCUCUAGUUUAUGACAACUGGUACCGAAGUAAAGUCAUUAGCAAAUUUAAAGGAAAAACAGAGGUUUUUAGAUCCGGUAAGCGAUGCAGUCUUCAAAUCAACCCAGUGACAUGGUCACACCACAGAGAGACUGUAUACCCGUGGAUAGAUCCAGAGAAUAUUGGGAAAAGCACCCAUGCUUUCUAUGACAAAACUGUAACAAUUGAAGUAACAAGCAGGGCAAAAACACCUGUUAUUAUGUUCUUUGGAAGCAUGAAGGUUGGCCAGUCUGUGACAGUGCACUGCUCUGUUGACCACACCUGUUCCACUUAUCCACCAACUCUGAGUCUCUCAGGGCAACGCCAGAGUCUAACUCAUGUCACCAGUUCUGAGGGCACAACCAGAACCACCUUGAAGAACACACUGUUGAUAGAGAGAGACCGCCAAACUGUGCAGUGCUUCGCCCGACACAAGGGUGGUGUCACUGCAAGUGCUACUAAAACCUUAAAUGCAGAAUGCUCCUUUUCACCCUUGACUAUCAGCCCUACUUCGUAUGAGUUUCUGGAGGGACAGGCAAGCACAGUAACCUGCACUGCCUCAUACACAUGCUCGCAACAUAUACCAAUUUUGACAUGGAACUAUGGUUCCAUGCCAGCCUCCACUGAUACCAGAAAGCCUGGAUAUACGUGGGAGACUGUCUCCAAACUGACAUUCACAGCUUCAGGAAACGACCACGGACGAUCUCUGACAUGCUAUGCACAAUUCACUGGGGGACAAAUACUGGAAAGGAGCAUCACUCUGCGGGUAAAGAGAAACAUGCUCAAGCGCGGCUGGUCCUUCACUACUCCCCGCAGCAUCACUGGCCUGAGAGGCUCAUGUGUCAUCAUUCCUUGUACAUUCAGCUACAGUGUCUCCCAGCCUGCUGACCUCCAAGUUAUAUGGUACUUGUUCCAGAGCAGUGGGUAUCCAGCUGUUUUUAACCAAGGACAGAGUGUUAUCAGUAAGUUCAGUGGGAUAACCAGCUUAGUUGGAUCUGUGGGGGAGAAGAAUUGUAGUCUUAAGAUUGGGAAGCUGGAGAUGUCGCACAAUCAGGACAGACUUUACCCAUGGGUAGACAAGAAUCCCAUCCAAUCCUACCAAAGCCCGGGUCACACCUUUUAUGAACAAACCUCUCAGCUUAUUGUUUCAGACAAUGCACAGGAACCAGAGCUGAGCAUCAUUGGUAUCCCCAGGGUGGGAGAGGAGAGCACAGUGUCCUGCAGCGUGCACCAUACAUGUAUCUCUGCUCCCCCCAGCCUGACCCUGGAGAGUAGACCUGGUAAAGACAACCUGAAGGACACUCUGGUGUCUGAUGGGAUUUGGGAAAGGACAGUAGAGCGAACUUGGACUGUAAAAGAGGAGGACCAGAGUGUGAGGUGUACUGUGAGUUACACCGGAGGUCAGAAAGCCACACGUGAGCUCAAGCUGAAUGUUGAAUGUCCAUUUGACAAAAUCAAUAUGACUGAGCGGCCAGGGAACAUGACAGAGGGAAUGGCAAAGAGUGUCAUUUGUUCUGUUUCCUACAAGUGCGGGAAAAAUAAACCAUCUAUCACGUGGAACUAUGAAGACAUGCAGAGUUCUUCAAAAACCACAGCCCUCCCCAGUAAUACCUUUAUCACAGUGUCAAAUCUAACUUUCAUUGGCUCUCUUGAGGACGACGGUAAAUCUCUGAACUGCACUGCUCAGUUUUCUACUGGGGAGACCACACACUCUGAAAUCCUCCAUAUAAAAAAAUACGUGAGAGAUCCAUAUGAAAAUGACACGGUCUACCACGAGCCUGCUGACGUCCCUUACAGGUUCAGCGCCCUGAGCGGCUCCUGUGUGGUGAUUCCUUGCAGCUUCCCACCUGACGUGGAAGAGCCUUUCACGCGCGGCAUAUGGUCCAAAAAAAAAACUGGGGCCAUUAUCUACCAUAAUGCCCGGGGCGAUGUGGAAGACCAUUUCAAGGGCCGCACCAGACUUUUAGGAGACCUGAAUGAGGGAAACUGCUCAUUAGAGAUUGAUGACAUCAAUCCUUUUGACAAUGGACCUUUCUGUUUUUAUGCACAGAGGAGCGAAAAAGAUAAAACCAGAUUCAACAAUAGCUGCGUAUUCAUUAUUAUGAAAGCAUCCCCAGAAAAACCAGUGAUGACUUCAGUCCCAGCAGAAGUCGAUGCCGGCUCAACCAUUACUGUCUCUUGUUCUGUGACGCACACAUGUCCUUCACAUCCUCCAGAGUUCUCGUGGAGUGUCCCUUACCUCACCAGCGAGGUCAGGCACACCUUGACGUCACAGGGCAUCUGGGAGACGACCUCCAUGAUCACCUUCAAGGCUGCUGGAGGAGUCCGAAGCCUAACCUGUACUGCCACCUCCUGGCGUAACAAGCAUCAAAACAACACAGUCCAGCUGACUGUGAAAGGAUCAAGCUCUCCCGCAGCCAUUGCAGUGUCAGUUCUAGUCCUGAUUGUGAUUAUCCUAGCUGCAGUGUUUGGAGUGGUCUUCUAUAGGAGAAGGAAGCGCUCUGAUGACUCUCAGGGACCACCACCUCGCCCAGAGAAAAGGAGAUCACUUUGGGACAGAUUAUCCAGGAGAAAUCCUGGAGACAGGGAGAGACCUCCAAGGCCAGACAAACGGGGGUCCAUUUGGAACCGAUUGUCCCGGAGAGCAGAGGAUGACCGUGUUGGGUGGAAAGCUGAGAGAGAACCCAGGGGGUCAUUCUGGAGCAGAUUUUCAAGAGACCAAAACAACUCUGGGAACCUCAGUGUCGGCUACUCAAACAACACCACCACUGUAAACUGUGACACUCAAAUCUCCAAACACUUUCCAUCCCCAAAGGAGCCCCGGAGACCUCCUCGCUCUGGCAGGUCUGAGGAUCAACGUGUCUAUGGCAACUACUGAGUUCUUCCAGCCAACUUGGAAACAUCACAUGCAUCCAGGACCAUGUUGCUGUUAUUAUAUUACAUUUAAACACAUACUGCACAGAACAUUUUAUGUUUUAUGGGUGGGGA